This is a messenger RNA of Acanthocheilonema viteae, 474 nucleotides long. Lineage: Eukaryota; Metazoa; Nematoda; Chromadorea; Rhabditida; Onchocercidae. The record is from the annotation of a GenBank genome assembly.
AUGACAGCCAUUGUUGAUUUGUUAAACUGUGAUACUUAUACCGAGCAUAUUUUUUGCAAUAACCGAUUAAAAUCAUUUACGAAAAAUGCUUGGCCUCAUCAACAUUCUGCCAAUUUAUCAGCGGAAAAGAUGGCUCAGGCGGGUUUUUUCUUCGAUCCAGAUGACGAAAAUCCUGAUAGUGUCAGCUGUCCAUUUUGCCUUAAAAGUUUGACCGGAUGGGAAGAUGGUGACGAUCCUUUAGUAGAGCAUGCAAAACGGAAGGAUAUUUGCUACUUUACUCGCAUAAGGAAAGAUGAAAAAGAAUGGACAGUUGAAGAUUUCUUACGACUUCUUGCUCAGCGAAGAGCAUCCUUAAUGUUGUUAAUUGCACACAAAGCGAUCGAUGGUGCGAAGGAUGCCAUGGAAAGUGUGAAAAAGAGAAUAGAUGUUCUGACUGAAAAUAGACAAAAGAAGACAGCAAAGACGAAGAAAUAA